AUGGAAGCUCUGUUGUUCAGGAACCCAUCAAGUGGGCAUGUGUAUGGAGAUAAGUGCAACAAGGCAGUGAGGACAGCCAGGGAACAAGUUGCAAACUUGGUUGGUGCACGACCAGACGAGAUAUACUUCACAUCAUGUGGAACUGAAUCUAACAACUGGGCAAUCUGGGGUGUUGUGGCUUCAGCGAGAAAGCGUGGCAUCGAAUGGCCCCAUGUUGUAACCACCCAGGUAGAGCACCCGGCUGUCCUUCGAUACGUGGAAGCUCUGAGGGAACAGGGCCUUCUUCGAUACACCACAGUGGCUGUGAAUGAAGAGGGCAUUGUGGCACUGGAAGAUGUCGUUGGUGCUCUCACCCAAGACACCGUGCUCGUCAGCAUUAUGCAUGCAAAUAAUGAAGUUGGCUCCAUCCAACCAGUGCAGCAAAUUGCCACUGCAGCAAAGCGAAAGGGCAUUGUUGUACACUGUGAUGCUGCACAAAGUAUGGGAAAGAUCGACGUCCAGGUUGACGAUCUCAAUGUGGACCUGCUAUCGAUUGUUGGCCACAAAUUUGGGGCGCCAAAAGGGGUGGCGGCUCUGUACAUCAGGUCUGGUGUUCAGUUGGAGCCAAUGCUGCGGGGAGGUGGCCAGGAAGCUGGCAUGCGUGCUGGCACUGAGAACGUCUUGCUUGUUGUUGGACUUGGGAAAGCAGCCGAACUUGCCAGGCUAGAGGCGGUGAAGAUUCCCUGCCACAUGGAGCAAAUGAGAGACAAACUGUUCGCAAUGCUUCAGGAGUCAUUUGGACAGGGGGCGAUCGCAGUGAAUGGGCCUAAAGACAGCUCCUGCUGCCUGCCGAACACUCUCAACGUUCGAAUAUCAGGGCUAGAUGCUGCUCAACUCCUCUCCUCUUUGAGAAACAAAGUGGCGGCGUCGGCAGGAUCUGCAUGCCACUCUGGGAAGAAUUCCAUUUCAGAGGUGCUUUCAGCCAUGAAGGUUUCCGAGGACCAAGCCAGAGGAACCUUGCGGCUGUCAACUGGGCGCCACACAACAAAGGCUGACAUAGAGUUUGCUGUGAAAUGCAUUGUGGAAGCUGCAGCCAAGCAAGGGCUGUGUAACAAGAUCGCCUGA
This is a messenger RNA of Ostreobium quekettii, 1104 nucleotides long. The record is from the annotation of a GenBank genome assembly. Lineage: Eukaryota; Viridiplantae; Chlorophyta; Ulvophyceae; Bryopsidales; Ostreobiaceae.